This is a messenger RNA of Musa acuminata subsp. malaccensis (wild Malaysian banana), 4104 nucleotides long. RefSeq names its product polyadenylation and cleavage factor homolog 4. The record is from RefSeq and is a predicted model, not a curated record. Gene Ontology annotation, biological process: termination of RNA polymerase II transcription. NCBI's taxonomy places the organism in Eukaryota, Viridiplantae, Streptophyta, Magnoliopsida, Zingiberales, Musaceae. Gene Ontology annotation, molecular function: mRNA binding; RNA polymerase II complex binding. Gene Ontology annotation, cellular component: cytoplasm; mRNA cleavage factor complex.
CCCUCCCGCGGCCCUUUGCGAACUCCAGCUCUCGAUCGAUCUAGGGUUUCGUUUCCGCCCCAAUUCUCUUAUUUGUAGGUCUCUUGGAUCCCUGAAUCGCGCGGCCCAGCUCCUUCCUUGGAGUCCCGCGACCACUAAGCGAUAAGGAUAGGGCUGCCGGAAUCUCCCGGGGGAUGGAGAUGGAGAGCUCCCGCAGAUCCGCCAUGGAUCGCUCCCGAGAGCCUGGCUCGAAGCGGCCUCGAUUGGUGGCGGAGGACGCGGUGGUGAGGGACCGCGCCGCCUUCGACCGGGACCGCCUGAUCCCUCCAGCCAGGGCCGGUAACCAGCCGUUGGUUUCUAGGUUGCCUAGGGCUCGCGAGAGGCAGGAAAGGGACGAUGCUGCUGCGCCAGUAGGAUCGCAUCAAGAGCUCGUGUCACAGUACAGGACGGCCCUUGCCGAACUAACUUUCAAUUCAAAGCCUAUCAUCACCAAUCUGACCAUUAUUGCCGGAGAGAGUCUUCACGCCGCGAAGGAAAUUGCCGCGGUCAUCUGCGCCAAUGUCCUCGAGGUGGCCACUGAACAAAAGUUACCUUCCCUGUAUCUCCUAGAUAGUAUCGUGAAGAAUAUUGGAAGAGAUUAUAUCAGAUAUUUCGCUUCAAGGCUACCUGAGGUAUUCUGCAAGGCCUAUAAACAGGUUGAUUCUUCUAUUCGUCCUAGUAUGAGACAUCUUUUUGGGACAUGGAGAGGAGUGUUCCCCCCUGCCUCACUUCAGUUAAUUGAAAAAGAACUUGGUUUCCCACCGGUUAUCAAUGUUUCAUCUGGAUCUGUAUCAUCAAAACUUGAUUCCCAACCACAACGUCCAGCCCACAGCAUUCAUGUAAAUCCAAAAUACUUGGAGGCAAGGCAGAAACUGCAUUCCUCAAGGGCCAAGGACAUAAGCAAUGAUGAGGUCAGUGGUGUGGUUAGUACUUUUGAUGAUGCAGAGAGUUCUGACAAAAUUGUUAUGGCAGGAAAAUCAAGGCAGUGGACAAAUCUGCCUACUAAGAUGCCUAAUAUGCAACAUUCACAACGGGUAACAGUAAACAAUGUGAUUAAUGAGAAAAAAGGACUUAAAGAUGCUAGAGAUCAUGAAUAUUCUUCUGAUAUUUCACGAGAGGCAGACCUUGGCAUUCCAAGGGUCAGCGAGAGGCUCAAAGACCAAGAUGGGCAUGGCAAACCAUAUUAUGGCGUUGGUAUUACUGCUACUCAGGCACAAUUAAGCGAAAGGAAUGGUUUUGAUGUCAAUCAUUCUUAUGGAACCUAUGGGAAAUCUGGACCUAUGCGAGCUAAUAGCCAGCAAACUUCAGUUUGUGAUACAGAUAGAAUGAAAUUGGAAUCAUCUAGAAGUUGGAAGAACUCUGAGGAGGAAGAAUAUAUGUGGGAUGACAUAAAAACCCGACCAACAGAUUAUGGAGGUACCAACAACUCAAUCAAAGGUGGAUGGACUAGUGGCAAUGCUGACAAGUCCGCUAGCCUGCAAAGAGGAAAGUGGAUCCCUCUGGAGACUGAACAUGCAAAAACUAACUUGAACACAGUUGAUGCCUUCUCUCACUUAGUGGAGACGUCUAAAACCGAAAGCAGAAUUCCACUUUUUAAGGACUUUGGUGAGCACAUUUUGCCAUCUCGUGCCAAGCAUGAGACUGAUUCGGUGUUAAAGACCUCUUCAAAUUCACUAUUACAACAAAGGGCUUCAUCAGAAAAUUCCUCAUCCUUCUGGUCUCGCCGUGAUGUACCAGCAUCAGAGGUUGGAAUAAAUGACAAAAGCUCAAGAGUUGGUCAACAAUUAAUCCCUUCUGGUGGUGGUUUAUCUACACAUGAUAAUUCAUCUUUGCCUCUGCCUGGGCUGCAAUCUUCUGUGCUAUCUUCAAGAUUGAGCCCUCACGCUAAUACCCCAGUGCCAGGUGCAACUUCUGAACAGCAAAGGCAGCAUCUUUCACAGCCUCCUCUAUCGCUGUCUUCUCAUUUACCUCCUCCAGAACCCAUUCAACAUCUAAAGCCACACGACUUAACGGAUCAAAAUCUUCUGUUGUUUAAUUCAUUAUCUCAAGUGGGUCGGAAGCCUUUACAGCCGGUAGGGUCCCUGGAUAUCUUUCCAGUGAAGAAUCGUGCUCAGCCAUUUGAUAGUUUAUCAGGCUCAAUAGAGUCCCAAUCAGAUACUUAUCAGCAGCUUGAAGGCUUACUUGAUUCUGCUACUUCAGCAUCCUUAAAUCAUCUUCCUUUGAUAAAGCAAUCACGACAUAAUCUAUCCCAACAACAGGCAGAAACUCAGCCUUUGUCUCGAACUGAAGCCCAGACCCAACCUUCCCUUAAGAUCAAAACCCAGUCUCAACCUUCCCAUCAAACUGAGAAACUGCCACCUCUGCCCAUGGAUCUUGGAAUUCAUCAGACUGGAAAAGACUCUGGCAGAAGCAUGAGCCAUGCAAAUAAUCCUGUUGUUGAAGCCUCAAGUCAGUCUAGCACAAGUAGUUUGUUGGCUGCUAUCAUGAAUAGCGGUCUAUUUUCGAAUAAUUCAGUCAGCAACUUCCAGAAGAUGAGUGUACAACCUCCUUUGCCAGUUGGACCUCCUCCUGUCCAGGUUUUCACAUCAGCUGCUCCUUUAAGUACUCCCUUAACAUUUACACCUGCUUUUUCCCUUGGGAGCAUACCAGAUUUAAAACCACCACAUUCAGGAGAUGUGGUACCUCCUCUACCACCUGGGCCUCCGCCUUCCUCAUCCUCGGUUGAUGUUAAUUCAGAGAACUCCAAGACGUCUGGGCCCACUCUGAGUCCACUUUCUGGUAUUCUGAGUUCAUUAGUUGCAAAAGGUUUAAUAGCCUCACCACCAACCGUGUUGACAACUACAUCCGCAGCUCAGCUGCCUGAUAAGGUCCGAGAUCAAUGCACUAACAAUAGUUUAGAGCAAGUUUCUUUAAGCUUGACUACCCCAGGUGUUGCUCCACCUUUGGAAGACCAGCCUGCUGCAUCAGUAUCCACUGCAAGUGCUGGACUAGUACAAUCCAGUGCAACUGAAUUGAAGGAGCAUUUAGGCACUGAGUUCAAAUCUGAAAUCAUUCGUGGAUCUCAUCCUUCAGUUGUCAGAAGCCUAUUUGAUGAUCUAAAGCUUCAAUGCCACAAAUGUGGUCUAAGGUUCAGACUCCAGGAGCAGCUCCAAUGGCAUUUAGAUUGGCAUGUCUCCAAGGAGUCUGAAACAAGUAAUUUUAACGGAAGGUCUAGAAAAUGGUUUUCAGACAUGAGAUAUCAGCAAUCUUCCUCAGAGGUGGCAAUAUCGCUGGAGGAAGUUGGUUCAUCUGAAAAGGAUUCUGAACUGAUGGUUCCUGCUGAUGAGAGCCAAAGCAUAUGUGCAUUAUGCGGAGAACCAUUUGAAGAUGUUUACUCUGAAGUACGGGAUGAAUGGAUGUAUAAAGGGACUGUUUAUUUGGAUCUAUCAAAGAAGCAAGACGAUGCAAGCAACACGAACGGCACUCCUGGCCAGCUUCUGAUUGUGCAUGCUCACUGUAUGUCACAGAGGUUUUGCCAAAACAUGGAUGUCGCCGAGCAUGAUAAAGUGGACCAAACACAUGUGCCAAUUGGACUAUUUUGAACUCAAAUUGGUUGUUCUUGGUUCUGUUGAUAUUGACGCAUUUGCUCUUUCUGCUCGGGCAUAUCCUUCAGCAGUUACGACAAUGCUAACAGGAUGACAUGCUGCAUUCUUCAUGCUAGAAUCGCUCCCUCGGUGUUGCACUGAUUGGAAAAGCUCUCCAACAGCGGAGGUGGUGGUGCCGAUACAGACGUGUAAAGGGAAAAACAAAUACCAGCUUCACACUUCAUUUGCAAGUCACUGGAAGCAGAUCAUCCCCAUUUGAGGGAUCAUGCCAAACACCAUCCUCGUGCCGUCACAGCUCUUGUUAUAGUGCAUUAAAAUUAGCAAUUCACGGUAUUUCUAUUCGUCUGUGAUCCCUGUCUUACCGAGAAUUUUGACGAGAGAAAUGGGAUUUUUCUCUUUCCCUUCUGUGUUGGUAGCCUGUUUGCCUCUCUGCAUGUAAAUCUCCUUCAAGCGGAUUACACUUACGAUUGCGUUCAUCAGUAUACUAUGCUUUGUCAUGGAA